UUCCGACACCGCCAUCUAAAACACUCACUCGUUCGUUCACCUGAGCCGCGACGAAGAAGAAGGAGUCGAAUCUGACUGUAAGGAUUUAGGGUUUAUAGGAUUGUAGGAAGACGAAGAGCAAGAAGAAUCAGCGUUUUUUCUUGAAGAUAAACAAUGGCGCAAGACUCGGAGAAGAGAUUUCACCAAAUCAUGGACAAGCUCUUCACUCCUUCGAAAUCUCAGCCUUCAUCUUCCUCAACCAGUAGUUCAUCUGUAGAGCAACAAUCAAGAGGCAAGAAGCGUCCAAAUCCUUCGUCUGCGUUAGCACUGGUUGAGCCAAAGAGGGUAUUAGCUACCAUUGAUAGGUCUUCAGCUUUUAAAGUCCCUGCCGGUUCAUCACCGUCUGGUCUUUGCAGGCCGUGGGAUAGAGGAGAUCUUAUGAGGAGGCUUGCUACUUUUAAGUCCAUGACAUGGUUUGCCAAACCCCAGUGUAUUAGUGCGGUAAAUUGCGCGAGGAGAGGGUGGGUGAAUGAUGAUGCAGAUUCUAUAGCUUGUGAAUCUUGUGGAGCUCAUCUUUAUUUUUCAGCGCCAGCUUCUUGGUCAAAGCAACAAGUGGAGAGAGCGGCAUUAGUCUUCAGCUUAAAGCUGGAUAAUGGACACAAAUUACUUUGUCCGUGGAUAGAGAAUUCAUGCGAAGAAACACUUUCUGAGUUUCCUGCUAUGACACCGCAGGAUUUAGUCGAUCGACAUGAAGAACGGUCAGAAGCUUUGCUUCAACUGUUGGCCCUGCCUAUUAUUUCGCCAUCAGCCAUUGAUUACAUGAGGAGCUCUGAUCUGGAAGAAUUUCUCAAACAACCUAUUGCACCUGCAUCUGGUGACACAGCACCAGAAAGUUCUCAAACAGAUUCCCUUAUCAAUCAUGUUGGAGCGAGUCCGGCUCAACUUUUCUACCAGGCACAAAAACUUAUCAGUUUAUGUGGCUGGGAACCACGGGCACUUCCUUAUAUUGUGGACUGCAAAGAUAAAUCGACUGAGACUGCUAGGGGUACAGAUACUAUUGAUUUACUGCCAGAAACUGCUACCCGCGAGCUUCUAAGAAUCUCUGAUUCAACCUUGAUUCCAACUGAAAUAUCAGGGAAUAAUGAGAACCCAACCCUUCCUGACACAUUAAACUCUGAUCCUAGUUCUGUUGUACUGGACUGCAAGCUCUGUGGAGCCUGUGUUGGUCUAUGGGUUUUCUCAACUGUUACAAGACCACUUGAAUUGUGUAGAGUAACUGGUGAUACGGAAAUUAGUACAGAGAAACAUCCUGGGGGUGGUACACUUCAAAAGCAACCUUCAAGCUUAAAGUUUACUAUAGCAGGAGGACCCCCAGCAACAAAACAAAACUUCAAAGCAACAAUAUCGCUGCCUAUUAUCGGAAGGAACUUGAGGUCAAGAUUUGCUUCUUACUCCAGAGAUCAUGAUCAUGGGGAUGUCAGUUCUAUUCAGGAUCAACAGAGUAAAAUUGCAGAGAAAAAUGGUGGUGUUACACAAGAUAGUGAUCAAGCAAUGAAUGAUAUAGGAGAUAAGGCUGAUGGAGGAAAAAACUCAACUGAUAUAGAGAGUGAUAUUGCAGUACAAAACAAAGGCAAACAAAUGAUGGUAGAAACAUCAACUCUUUCAGAAAAAUACAAACCCAAGGAUUCAACUGCAGAUGCAGGAAAAUCAGCAAUGGCAAACAAACAGAUGGAAUUUGAUCCAAUCAAGCAACAUAGACAUUUCUGUCCUUGGAUCUGGUCAACGGGUAGAAGAGGCCCUGGAUGGCGACAGACUCUGUCUGCGUUACAACGCCAUAAAGGAUCUUGUCAGACUCCACCAUCACCCUCUUCCCUCUUCAAGGUAGAUGAUCCGUUAACAUCUGUCAGAAACCUUUUCAAGUCGCCAUCCCCUAAAAAGCGAAGAUUAAAUGGAGGAUCGUCAAGCUGAGAGACCAGACAGUUUUGUUCCUGAAAAAAUCUUGAUCCCUUUUGGUCUACACUGCAUCCGAAAUUUUUUGAAACUUGAAAAUAACAUUCAUGUGUUCUGAGUUAUUUGUUGACUUCUCAAAUGAGUAAUCUAUGUUGAUACACAUAUUAGUUCGUACC
This is a messenger RNA of Capsella rubella, 2105 nucleotides long. RefSeq lists its product as uncharacterized. Gene Ontology annotation, molecular function: zinc ion binding. The coding region runs from base 154 to 1947 and encodes 597 amino acids. The transcript has 7 exons. NCBI's taxonomy places the organism in Eukaryota, Viridiplantae, Streptophyta, Magnoliopsida, Brassicales, Brassicaceae. The record is from RefSeq and is a predicted model, not a curated record. Gene Ontology annotation, cellular component: nucleus.